Messenger RNA from Paecilomyces variotii, 442 nucleotides. RefSeq lists its product as hypothetical. The record is from RefSeq and is a predicted model, not a curated record. The annotation marks the transcript as partial. The transcript has a single exon. Lineage: Eukaryota; Fungi; Ascomycota; Eurotiomycetes; Eurotiales; Thermoascaceae.
AAAAAAAAAAAAAAAAAAAAAAAACAUCGCAUUAGAACGAAUAUUCGAUUUGAAAGGAGUGAUAAAAUGAUCUGUUAUCAAUCGAAGUCAUUAUGUUUCUUUGUCUUCACUUUAGAUUAUCUGCGGGGAAUGAGUACUCGGAUAAUGGGCAGGGGCACUCAAAGAUAUAUAUAUUGUCGGCGGGCAAAGGUAUUGUCGCGGAGCGCUGGCGAGGCGUUAAACGGGAUCAACAGCCAGCAGAAUUUUCCGACCAGUUGUCUACACCGUGGACAUUUGGUAGUCUAUCGCAUUCACUGCUCGGAGAUCAAAAUAAAUACUAAUCUGCAUACCUAUUCCAUCUACUCCACCACCCCUGCUAAUCUGUUGGCCCUGGCUAUCGUACCUACCCUGCCAGGGUUGCCAGAUCUGUUGAAUUAGCUAGACCUGCUCUGCCAGCCCUGUU